Messenger RNA from Xenopus laevis (African clawed frog), 2943 nucleotides. RefSeq names its product alpha-1,4-N-acetylglucosaminyltransferase. The record is from RefSeq and is a predicted model, not a curated record. Lineage: Eukaryota; Metazoa; Chordata; Amphibia; Anura; Pipidae. The transcript is spliced from 3 exons. Bases 461 to 1516 code for a protein of 351 amino acids.
CAGAAGAGAAAGGGGAGAGGAAGGGAAGCAGAGGAGAAAAAAAAGGGAAGCAGAGGAAAAGAGAAAGGGAAGCAGAGGAGAAGAGGAAGGGAAAAAGAGGGAGAGAGAGAAGGAAGGAAGUGUAACCUGUAGGCACAUUUUGAAAGAUCUCUGUAUAAUUUGCUGUGUCUGGGCUGAAUAAUCUGAAUAAAUAGUUUCAUCUCUGGGAACCUUGGUUGCAUCCUUUACCUGGCUGUGGUAAAUUGCAGACUCUACAUUUCAUAACACUAUACGGAUACUUGGAUAUAUCUAUAAAAUACACAACAUUUUGGUGCUAGUGACCAGAAGAAGCGUUAAUGAUUAGUGACCCAAGAGCCUGCAAGCCCUGUGGAGCCCUGAAAGGAAGGAAGGUUGGAACCCUAGGACUGUGGUCUGCAGACUUGUGACAGUGAACCUCAAGGACCGAUCACAUUUUAAAACAAUGUCAAAAGGCUUCAGAUUUUGUAUCAUACUCCUUAUGUUGAUGGCCUGUGGAUUCUUCUAUAGAAAGUCCGGCAUACAACCCUCUACUAUUUUCAAGUCAAUUAUUUCUCCAGGAAGCAAAAGCUCCAGUUCUAGCAGUACUUACCCGGCUACAAAUGUCAGUUUCUCUUCUAUCAGCUCAAUGGAUGUUCUAAAAAAGGGAAAUGGUAUUAUAUUUAUUGAGACAACUGACAGAAUGAAGCCACCAUCUUUGGUAUUAUGUGCUAUUAAAUCUGCAGCCCGUGUGUACAAGGAUAGGUCUGUUGCGUUCUUCAUGAAGGGUUUACCAGACAUAAACACAAUGGAGGAUGAACUUAAAGCACGCAGUCAUUUCCCUACCCUUUCAUCUUUUGAUAAUGUCUACUUUUUUCCUUUGCAAAUGGAAAAAUUAUUCAAUGACACACCACUCAUGCCAUGGUAUAAAAAGGUAAAUCCUAAAUUUGAAACAUAUUGGACUCAUGUAAGUUCAGAUGGAUGCAGGUUGGCCCUCAUUUGGAAACAUGGAGGCAUUUAUAUGGAUUCUGACAUUAUAUCAAUACGGCCCAUCCCAGAUGUGAACUUUCUUGCAUCCCAGUCCUCUCAGUUUUCAAGUAAUGGUAUAUUUGGACUAAUAAAUCACCACAUUUUUUCCUGGAAAAGCAUGGAAAGCUUUGUGCAGAAUUAUAAUGGAGCAAUCUGGGGGCAGCAGGGUCCACAACUUUUUACCCGCAUUCUAAAUCAGUUUAGUAUCAUUCCUCAAUUUAAGUCUACAGAGGAUGUUAAAUGUGGAAACAUUUCUUUUUUACACCCUCAGAGGUUCUAUCCUAUUCCAUAUCCAGCCUGGAGAAGAUAUUAUGAUGUCUGGCAAAAUGUGCAAACUUUCAAUGAUUCUUAUGCCUUGCAUCUCUGGAAUUUUAUGAAUCAAGAACAGAAAAGUAUGGUUCCUGGAAGUAACACACUGAUAGAACAUCUGUACAAACAGUAUUGUCCCACAACCUAUGGUGCUCUUGAAAGGAAUCAGUCAAUUUAUGGUUAGUUAUUUAUUAAAACAUAUUUACUAUAUACAGUAGGUAAAGAUGGAAACCUGUGACCUGUUGAACUUGCCCUGUUCUGGGACGAAAACCAUUUGAUGAAAAUGUCCAUGCCUGCAUGAAGGAAUUCCAAGACUACCAUCUAGCAUUGUGUCUGACUCCCAGAAAGCUUCUAAAGUUUAUUGCCCAACAAUGGGACUCACAACUCUGCCUUAUGUGAAAGUUGAAAUCUGAAGGCAGUGUUAUGUGAAUGCCUUCUGUUUUCAGAGGGAUUUAUACUGCAUGGCUUUUUGUCUCCUUUUAGCCCAUCUCACCCUAACCAGGUUGGUUUCUCUACUUCACUACUCUACAAGUCCUACCUACUCAGAAGCCAUGUUGCAAUAGCUUGCACUGAUGAGAUCUAACAAGAUCGAAACAGGCUGUCUGCAAGUUUGGAUAUAUGGCUGUAUCUGUGCUAUAAAACCAGUGGUACUGGAUGCAUAGUUGGCCACUGGGAUAUAAGGGUGUGAUUUGCAUGUCUCCACCCAUAAGGCCUUAUGUGAGAGUUAAAAUCUCAUUUUUGGUAUUAUUUUUGUAGCAUGAGACAUGUGAAUUAGUAAUGGGCGAAUUUCUCCUAUUUGGCAUGCCAAAAAAAUUGCAAAAUUAAGGAAAAAACGUGAAACUCAAAAAUUGAUGCCAGUGUCAAUUUUGCCGCUCGCAUAAACUCAGGGCAUCUGAAUAGUGUUGACGCUCUGCGAUUUUGACGCGAGCAAAUUUUCAGACGUGCAUCCAAAAUUUUUUGACGCUGGUGCAUUUUCAAGGGAGUUUGGCGAAUGUAUUCACCGGCCCAUCACUAAUGCGAAUAGCUUCUGCUUUCAGAAGGAUUUACACUGCACCCUAAAAGUGACUUAAAAAACAACAAAAACAAGCUGCAAAUAACUGCUGUGUUCCAGUAUUUUAAAGUGAUACCUAAACGUUCCUAUAAAAAUCACAGGAUGUGUCGGUAUCAAGUACUUUCUGUACCCGGAAUAGUUACCCUGAAAGCCACCCUGAAGGGGGCUUUGAGAGAAAAUAUUCUGGGUGCAGCAACUGCUUGAAACAGACACUUUCCUGUGAUUUUUAUAGGAAUGUGUCAGUAUUCCUUUAAACAAAUAAAGCAUCUUUUUGAGGCUAAUAAUUGAGAAAACACUUUAUUCUUAUUUAAAUAGAUAAAGGUAUUUCAAGGGAAUUUUUAUGAAGUAUUCGUGCAAAAUCUUGGGGAAAAUCUAAAUUCCAACUUUUAUGUUUAUUACUUGUUUAUUAUUUAAAAGUGAGGUGUUGAAUGUAUUAUUUUUUACUCACUCAGGGACUCUUAUUCUUGUAAAAAAAGAGAAAUUAAAUUCACAAUCACUUUUACCAUAUUAGGAGUUGAAUUGUUUUUUUUAUGUCACAAAAUCAUUAAACAACAUAUUCA